Messenger RNA from Cornus florida, 749 nucleotides. Its product is annotated as thioredoxin-like protein YLS8. Lineage: Eukaryota; Viridiplantae; Streptophyta; Magnoliopsida; Cornales; Cornaceae. The record is from RefSeq and is a predicted model, not a curated record. Gene Ontology annotation, cellular component: U4/U6 x U5 tri-snRNP complex; spliceosomal complex; U5 snRNP. The coding region runs from base 160 to 588 and encodes 142 amino acids. The transcript is spliced from 3 exons. Gene Ontology annotation, biological process: mRNA splicing, via spliceosome.
CUUGGCGAUACAAACGCACGCAAUCCUAAGGGGAAGAAGGCACUGUUACACCUAGACUAUUGUUCAGGUAUUUUUCAUCUUCUGAGUUUUUAGGGUUAGGGUUUUUCUCCUUUCUCUUUCUGAUUUCCUCUCUGCUUAAGCUAGGAAGAAAGAGGGGGAAUGUCGUACUUGCUGCCACAUCUGCACUCAGGAUGGGCUGUAGAUCAGGCCAUCCUCGCUGAAGAAGAGCGUCUAGUUGUCAUUCGAUUUGGCCAUGAUUGGGACGAAACAUGCAUGCAGAUGGAUGAAGUGCUGGCUUCGGUUGCUGAGACCAUAAAGAACUUUGCUGUGAUAUACCUGGUGGACAUCACAGAGGUGCCCGACUUCAAUACAAUGUAUGAGCUGUACGACCCAUCUACCGUCAUGUUCUUUUUCAGGAACAAACACAUAAUGAUCGAUCUUGGCACCGGAAACAACAAUAAGAUCAACUGGGCAAUGAAGGACAAGCAGGAGUUUAUUGACAUUGUUGAAACAAUCUAUCGAGGGGCUAGGAAGGGUCGUGGGCUGGUAAUUGCCCCCAAAGACUAUUCCACCAAGUACCGUUACUGAGCCCUCUCAGGACGAUUUGUGGACUUGAUUUCUAAACAACCCAUUAUGCAACUUGUGUGCUAAGCACCUGCAGUUUGGAACUUUAUGACUCAUAACUGACUUUGAUGAAUUGGCUUGUUAUUAUAUUUCUAAUACAAUCAUGUUAUCGUCACUGUUGAUGA